Molecule: messenger RNA, 669 nt
Organism: Rotaria socialis
Lineage: Eukaryota; Metazoa; Rotifera; Eurotatoria; Philodinida; Philodinidae
Source: the annotation of a GenBank genome assembly
AUGGGUUGCGAUGGUGGAACAAUUCCGAAACGUGACGAACUUGUUCGACAAAAGAAAAAAGCCGAAGUCAAAGACAAGAAUGCUGCUAACAUGGCGAAAUGGCGUUAUUGUACAUUGAAAUACGAUGCACUCAAAAGACCUAUUGUUGUUGAUUCGCAUGGACUUUUAUACAAUAAAGAUGCUAUAUUAGAAUUUUUACUUGAUCGUAUGCAAUUUGAAAAUGGACCAUCUUAUGUUAAAAAGAUGAAAGAUGUUAAAGAAUUACAAUUAACAGAAAGCCCUGAAUUUAAAUCAAAUCAUAAUGAUUUAGGCAAUGAAUAUUUGGAUGUUUAUUCAUCGCCAUUUAUUUGCCCAUUAACUGGUUUAGAAAUGAAUGGUAAAUAUAAAUUUUGUGCUAUAUGGACAUGUGGUUGUGUUUUAUCGGAGCGAGCACUUCGAUCAAUUAAUAAUAAUUCAAGUGAAAAACUGUGUUGUCCAAAAUGUGGUAAAGAAUAUGCAUCGAAUGAUGAUGUUAUUAUUCUCAAUCCAGAAAAUGAAGAUAUAGCGCUGAUGGAACAAAGACGACAAAGAUUAAAUGCUAGCCAGAAAAAGAAUGGAUCAACAAAACGAAAAACAUCCGAAAUAGAAGAAGAAGAAUCGAGUGGAAAAAAGACCAAAAUCGGCAAGUGA